AUGUUUUUUCUUCAAAACGUAGAUUAUGACCCUGUAGUCAUAUUUUUCAAACCUGACCCUUCGACGAGUUCCGACUCUAUACUCAGCCCCAGCAAACCAUUGGCAGCCGAGACCUCUCUAGUCAGCCCCACCAAGCCAUUGGCAGCCGAGACCUCUCUACUCAGCACCAGCAUACCAUUGGCAGCCGAGACCUCUCUAAUCAGCCCCAGCACACCAUUGGCAGCUGAGACCUCUCUACUCAGCCCCAGCAAACCAUUGGUAGCCGAGACCUCUCUAAUCAGCCCCAGCACACCAUUGGAAGCCGAGACCUCUCUACUCAGCACCAGCAAACCAUUGGUAGCCAAGACCUCUCUAAUCAGCCCCAGUACACCAUUGGCAGCCGAGACCUCUCUAAUCAGCCCCAGCACACCAUUGGCAGCCGAGACCUCUCUAAUCAGCCCCAGUACACCAUUGGCAGCCGAGACCUCUCUAAUCAGCCCCAGCACACCAUUGGCAGCCGAGACCUCUCUAAUCAGCCCCAGUACACCAUUGGCAGCCGAGACCUCUCUAAUCAGCCCCAGCACACCAUUGGCAGCCGAGACCUCUCUAAUCAGCCCCAGUACACCAUUGGCAGCCGAGACCUCUCUAAUUAGCCCCAGUACACCAUUGGCAGCCGAGACCUCUCUAGUCAGCCCCAGCAAGCCAUUGGCAGCCGAGACCUCUCUAAUCAGCCCCAGCACACCAUUGGCAGCCGAGACCUCUCUAAUCAGCCCCAGUACACCAUUGGCAGCCGAGACCUCUCUAAUCAGCCCCAGCACACCAUUGGCAGCCGAGACCUCUCUAAUCAGCCCCAGUACACCAUUGGCAGCCGAGACCUCUCUAGUCAGCCCCAGCAAGCCAUUGGCAGCCGAGACCUCUCUAAUCAGCCCCAGCACACCAUUGGCAGCCGAGACCUCUCUAAUCAGCCCCAGUACACCAUUGGCAGCCGAGACCUCUCUAAUUAGCCCCAGUACACCAUUGGCAGCCGAGACCUCUCUAGUCAGCCCCAGCAAGCCAUUGGCAGCCGAGACCUCUCUCUGGUUGAAAGUUGUUUUACCAUGUUUAGGCGUUGUAGUAAUUAUACUAUUGAUUAUCUUCAUCUUGUGGUACAAAAAAAAGAUCAGCCUACCAUGUAAGAGAACAUCACCAAAGGUGAAUGUGCUGUAGAAGUCACAAACUUGAUUUUGUUAAUGUACUUAGUUUUCCUUAAUUUAGUAUUGCCUAAUUUUUUUUUUUGUGAUAGCAAAUAUGGAUUUAAUAAGAUGAUUUUUUAAAAUUCAGUCAUUCCUCAUUAAACAGUUGGUACUAUAAAUUUAGCUUUUGACACUUGACAAAUAACUUUAAUUCUAAUGUGUAAAUAAUUGUUUUUUUUUCUUGUAAACCUCUUUUUUUCACUUUCUAUUGUAAUUUAUUAUUAAAAAUAUUUAUAUAAAAAUUUAGUCAUUCCAGUGCCUUAGUUCAGAAAGUAUUUAAGUGCUUUACUAUUUUUUUUUAAUGUGAUAAAAAUAAGAAUUUUACAAAGUAUUCUAAAUCAAGUUUUUCUUUAUGAAAAACAGCAGGUAUUGCAAAUGUUUUUCCUGAUAUUUCAACUAUAACUUUUAAAUGUGUAAAUAACUCUUCUACUUGUAGAUAGCUUACUUGACCUAAUAUUAAAAUCAUAAACAAGAGUAUGCUUAUGUACUGGCCCAUAUGUUAGUUUAUAUAUAUAUAAUAUACAAGAUGAAAUGAUGAAGCAGUACAGUUUACUGUCAGAUUUCCUUCUCUCUCAGCCUUAAUUUAUUAAAUAAAAGGUUUAAAAAAAAACUUGUAAGCAAAAAAAAAAGAAUAAUUUUUCAAUGCCGUUUUUUUUUUUUGUACCCUUUUUAAAAUUAUAUUUCUCUUUUGCAGUCCUUAUUUUGUGGGUAGAUAAAAUUUACAGUUACCAAACACCUACAUAUCCAUUGCAUAAAAAGAAUGAGCUUAACAAGGAGACAAAAGUAAACUAAGAAAAAAAAAAACAAGCAUGUAAAAUAUUUGAUACCAGUAAAUCACAGGCUGUAAAUCAUUACCAACAAGUAUACCAACCUAUAUUUCUCUAACAAAGUGAAUUUCACAUUAAUUCUUCAUUAACGUGAGCAAAGAUUACACAUGGAAGUAGACAUUUUCGGCUAAUAGUACAGAAUUACUAAAAAAAAAAAAAAGAUUUUUUAUUGAGAAUCUAUUUGCAUUUUUUCUUUGUGGAUAAUCUCAUGUAAUGCAAAUAUUAAUAUUGUUGUCUUUGAUAUUUAAAAUACCUUUAUUCUGUUUGAUGUGAAUACUACAACUAUUCAAUACUGUGUAUAGCUAUUUAAUCCAGAUGAUUAAAGAGAUUUUGAAUUUCACAAACAAAA
Biomphalaria glabrata is the source of this 2387-nucleotide messenger RNA. RefSeq names its product mucin-2-like. The transcript is spliced from 28 exons. NCBI's taxonomy places the organism in Eukaryota, Metazoa, Mollusca, Gastropoda, Planorbidae. Bases 1 to 1185 code for a protein of 394 amino acids. The record is from RefSeq and is a predicted model, not a curated record.